GCCCAAACUUAUGAGGUAUUGGCACUGCUAGUGUGUCAGGGCGAUUCCUGUGGGCCAAGACCCACGAACCUUGGGUACAGCAUAGCUGAGUAUCCAUGGAUCACUCCUGAGGUCAACCACGAUGGAUGUCUUGGAAAGUUAUGGAACAUCAGAGGGCAAUAAUCGUAGCACCGCAUCAGAGCGCAACGCGCAUCCAAUACAAAAUCCCCGUUCACGCUCAGGUUUCACAACUCAGCCCAGCACUCACAACGCAAUACUCACAACGCAACUCUCACAGCGCAACUCUCACAAAGCAACUCUCGAAAAUGGCCUUUUCGUUCAUCCGUUCCUCCUACCUAGUAGUCCUAGCUGCCGUAGGACUUCGAGGGUGCCCUCAAGAAGCCACCUCGGCCAACAGCGCGGACGAGCCUGCCACUGCCUCCACAACCAACACCACCGAGAGCACAGAAGGCGCGAACACCGUCCCAGCUUCCGCGUUCUUGAGUUACAUUUCUGGAUGUGCCAUCUCUUCUUAUCCGGCCUCUUCAUGCGCAGUCUCCUCUUACACGGCCUCUUCAUGCGCAAUCUCCUCGUACACGGCCUCCCUCUCGAGUCUCUCAGACUCAGAAGCCACUUCUUCCAGCACGGAGUCCUCAGAAUCAUCAUCCCACGCCUCCAGGUUUAUUCCACCUUAUACUAAGCCGAUUGCCAUCAAGUACCCUCCCGGCCACAAACGGUAUCGCUAUAUGCGCUAUCUGGAAGCCGAUCAUGUCUACUGGAUGAAGACGCAAUGGCGAACCCGCAAUCAUAAAGACCUUGUGCACCAUUCUGAUGACACCGUGGAAGACUACGGCAUGGACAAGCGGUGGAAAGACCCGAAGUUGCAUCGGGAGAGGGUUAUAGGCGGGUAUCGCAUCCAGAGUGAGGGAGUUGAAGACAAGGUCAAGGACAACGACGACAAGGGUGCGGUUGAGACGGAGAAUGGUGCGGACUGUGACUCGAGUCUUCCCAUACUUGACGAACAUCAGCCAAAUACGGACAAUAACGACGACGCCGCGUCCUACGUCGACGAGAAACCCCACCAGAACGAGCACGGAGACGUUAUGCCGGAAAAGCUAUCACUUGAGAGCAUGGCUGGGAAUAAGAAGGACAACGCUAUCUGGGACUCGAAAAUUCUCCUUCUUGACGAACAUCCGCCAAAUACCGACAAUGACGAUGACACCGUGCCCGACUUCGAUAAAGGCCUACACGGACGAGCACGGCAACGCCAUCUUGAAGAUGCUGUCACCCGUUAGCGGGUAUGGCGACCAGGGUGAGGGCGAUAAGUCCUGGCUUAAGAGGGACUGAGAGGGCGAGGGCGUGGUCGGGAAUAAGAAGGACAAUGCUAUCUGGGACUCCAAGGUUCUCCUACUUGACGAACAUGCGCCUAAUACCGACAAAAACAACGACGCCGCGCCCGACUUUGACGAAAAGGCCUACAAGGAGGAGCAUGGGGACGCUAUGUUGAAGAUGUUAUCACUUGAAUAGCUCACUUCAAACCAGCAUGCAGCAAGAGGAGUCCUGGCGCAGUAGAUAGCGGUUCUUUCCGGCUUCAGUAAGGCCAACAUGUAGUCAGUACGAUAAUUUAACAUUUCUAAACUAG
Messenger RNA from Mytilinidion resinicola, 1621 nucleotides. RefSeq lists its product as uncharacterized. Bases 126 to 1274 code for a protein of 382 amino acids. The transcript has a single exon. Lineage: Eukaryota; Fungi; Ascomycota; Dothideomycetes; Mytilinidiales; Mytilinidiaceae. The record is from RefSeq and is a predicted model, not a curated record.